Messenger RNA from Trichomonas vaginalis G3, 1350 nucleotides. Its product is annotated as tRNA cytidylyltransferase protein. The record is from RefSeq and is a predicted model, not a curated record. Gene Ontology annotation, molecular function: RNA binding; ATP:3'-cytidine-cytidine-tRNA adenylyltransferase activity. NCBI's taxonomy places the organism in Eukaryota, Parabasalia, Trichomonadida, Trichomonadidae. Gene Ontology annotation, biological process: tRNA 3'-terminal CCA addition. The transcript has a single exon. The coding region runs from base 1 to 1350 and encodes 449 amino acids.
AUGAUUGAACAAAACAUUGCACUUCUUGAAAGUGGCGAACUCCUUACUAAAAACGAAUCAGUUAUAUUUGAUAAAAUCAGAUCUGCAGGUGAUCAUUUCGGAAAUAAGGUUGUUUGCCGCGUUGCAGGAGGCUGGGUACGAGAUAAACUGCUUAAUAAGGAAUGUGAUGACAUAGAUAUCUGUGUUGAAGGCUGUACAUCUGAAGAAUUCGCUUUGCAACUUGCAGAACAAUAUCCGAAAAAAGCAACAAAGAUAGUCGUAUUCGAAGAGAAUCCUAAACAAGCCAAAUUCAUGAAAACUGUUCGAGUUUGUAUAUAUGGAUCUGCAUGGAUCGAUAUUUGCAAUCUAAGAGGAGAAAAUUUGGUUGCAACCGCUUUAACUGACGCUCAACAUCGUGACCUAUCUAUUAAUGCUCUAUUUUACAAUAUUACAGAUUCUAAAGUCGAAGAUUUCGUUGGCGGAAUCCAAGAUCUUAAAAAUCAAGUUAUUAGAACGCCAAUAUCUCCAGAUGUUACAUUUACAGAGGAUCCUCUUAGAAUUAUAAGAUCAAUUAGAUUCCAUGUUCGCUAUGGAUACAAAAUUGAUGAAAAUUUACUUGAAAUUGCCAAAUUACACCUUUCUGAUUUCGAACAAAGGGUUUCCAAAGAAAGAAUUGCAUCAGAGAUCAUCAAAAUCAUAAGGAUGGACGGAUUUAUUGAGUUUGUUGACUUAAUAAUCAAAAUCGGCUUUUUUGAAACAAUUUUUGACCCUUUCCACAGAUAUUCCAUAGACCCAUUACAAGCACGAGAGAGACUUUCAAUCGUAACUCAACGUUCUCCUAAAGAAUUUGUUAUUCCAAUUCAAUUAGGUGCAAUCUUGUUUCCAAUCUACAACGAAGAACCAGUACCAGAUCCAGAACAUCCAAAGACAAAAAUACCGCCAAUAGAAUGUACAAUUUGCAGAUAUUUGAAAUUUCUAACAAAAUAUGCUCACGAAGCUAAUAUUUUAGUUAAAGGAGCUUUGAGAGCUAACACAAUUAAACUCGACAGAAGAAUUGUUGGUCACUGGAUAAGAGAAAUAGGUCCAAUUUGGCCUUUUAUUAAGUUUUUAAUUUUUGAUCAGGCAGAAUAUGAAAAAUGUGAGAAUGUGUUAUAUAACUUCAUCAGAGAACAAGGUCUUGCAACAUGUUACGACAUGAAAUGCUUGAUUAAUGGAAAAGAUUUGGCAAAUUUACUCGGUGUUAAACUUGGAAAAGGAUUUCAGACACAUGUUGAUGAUUUGAUAGAUUGGCAGCUUGGAAAUCCUAAUGGAACUCGUGAAGACUACAUAGAAUUUAUUAAAAAUAAAAAAUUUAAUUGUUUGUUUGAAUAA